Molecule: messenger RNA, 516 nt
Organism: Oppiella nova
Lineage: Eukaryota; Metazoa; Arthropoda; Arachnida; Sarcoptiformes; Oppiidae
Source: the annotation of a GenBank genome assembly
AUGGUUCACGUGUCGCAGGUCUUACACCGAGGGGUUGUCGAUCUGUCCAUUAGUUCCAGCGCUGAUGAUGGCAUCGAUGCUAAACUCCGCGAAGACUUGCAUUUAGGGAACACUAUAUCUGUACUGAUCGGAGAUUUCCUAUUAGCCCAGAGCUCCAGAGGAUUGGCUCUCAUUCGCAAUCCAUCCAUAACUGGUUUCAUAGCCAAAGCCAUUGGACACUACUCUGAGGCAGAGUUCUUGAGAUCAGAUCUCUUGAAAAGUAAGAAUAGUAUGGAUUCGUUGGAGAAGUAUUGCUUUUUAAGUGGCGGUUCACUACUCGCCCACAGCUGUCAGUCGGCCAUACAUUUAGCACAAUAUGACCAACAGAUCCAAACUGAGGCCUUCGACAUCGGCAAACACAUUGGGAUUGCGUUUCAGCUGUCAGACCUGUUAUACCGUUCCCUAAACAGUGAUAAUAAAAGCAAUAGUUUUGAUGACAUUAAUGGCGUUACUUUUGACACGACUUCUAUGAAAAAU